AUGGACACAGCGGACCAAUCGGGUCGGGAAGGUCAUGUGCAUAACUACAGCGUGAUUGCCGCAUUUUUGCCAACAUCCGGAACCACAGUUUUUUUCGCUGAUCUCGCUAUCAUGGCUUUCACUUCCAUCGUAGUCAACCCCUUGACCGGAACCGAGCUCUCCUAUAUUGACAGCGGCGCACCAGCCCAGUCCUCGUAUAUCACUAUAUUUGCUAUUCAUGGCAUGAUAUUCACAAAGGGAAAUACAAAGGGUGCGGUUGAUUUCUCCGCUCUGAGGAGAUCUGUCAACGAUGCCAUUAAAUUCAGAGGUCAGAGAGACACAACUUGAAGAAAUAACCGGGUUCGAAACGCAAAGCAGAAAAAAAAUGCAUCGUGGAAAAGCUUAAAAUGCAUCGUUGAAAGCUGACUGAUAUUACACGUUUAUGCAAAAAAGACGACUCCAGUUUAAGCAGGAAUGCAAUCCGGUUUAUACAUCCUAAUAGCCAGUCAGAGCCGUCAACGAAACCAGAAAACAAUUGAACUCACCUCAUCUAACAUCGGGUUCCACAAUCUAAGGAAACGAUCUGCACAGACGAGCAAUAAAAGCCAUGUAAAAAUACACGCC
Messenger RNA from Guyanagaster necrorhizus, 603 nucleotides. RefSeq lists its product as uncharacterized. Lineage: Eukaryota; Fungi; Basidiomycota; Agaricomycetes; Agaricales; Physalacriaceae. The record is from RefSeq and is a predicted model, not a curated record. The transcript is spliced from 4 exons. The coding region runs from base 1 to 327 and encodes 108 amino acids.